CUGUUAAAAAUAUCCUUGGUGUUAACUUUUUUUUUUUUUUUAAAUUAGUAUUUGCUAAUGGAAUUAUCCAAGAUAUAUUUAAAGAAUGUCAUUUUCUAGUUUAUAUGAGAAUAGCAAACAGAGGAGUAAUAAUUCUGACACUGAAAGUCAUUAUGACAAUCAGAUAUACUCAAAAGAUCAGACUGAAAGUCAGCUUUCACUUCCUAGUGCUUCCGACAUCAGCAUUUAUUAUAGUUUAGAAAAUGUUACAAAUAAUAGUAGUUAUUUAACUGCAGAUUUUAAGAACAGCAUUUUAGAUGCUAUAAGUUUCACUGAGAAGCAGUCUCUUGCUGAUGGUGCUUCAUCUAUACAAACAACAGCUCAAGAUUGCUCAGCAUAUUUUGAUGAUGGCAUUCGUCGCAUUGAUUUUGUCCUUGUUUAUGAUAAAAAUUCUCCAAUGAGAGAAGCUCGAGAAACAUUUGAAGAAAAUUUAAAAUAUGAAGGAUUGGAAUUAGAAUAUGCAAAAAAUGAAGAAGCUGAGUUGGAAUUUGUGAAGAUUCAUGCUCCAUGGGAAGUAUUAAGUCGUUAUGGUGAAAUUAUGCAAUUCAAGAUGCCUAUUAAAGAGGUUUUCUUUUAAUUAUUUUAGCUUUUGCAUGUUUUUAAAUUGGUUUUAAAUCAUGCUAAAUCACUGACCAAAUAUUUUUAUUACAUUUGCAUGAAAAUAUUAAUAAAA
Messenger RNA from Centruroides sculpturatus (bark scorpion), 712 nucleotides. RefSeq names its product anoctamin-4-like. The record is from RefSeq and is a predicted model, not a curated record. Gene Ontology annotation, molecular function: protein dimerization activity. Bases 86 to 616 code for a protein of 176 amino acids. NCBI's taxonomy places the organism in Eukaryota, Metazoa, Arthropoda, Arachnida, Scorpiones, Buthidae. The transcript has 5 exons.